AUGCCGGCCCUGAAGUUGGCGUACCUUGCCCAUGACCUGUCAGAUGGCUUGUUGAGUCACGAUUUGGUUGAUGUGAUAGACAGUUGGGUCGGAAUUGCGUCAGCAGCAUGUUCCGUGCAUCCGGUGUAUGUUCCAAGGAUAGGCCGUGAGCAGUGGAGGAGCAAUAGUGCCACUCAGCAGAGUAUGGAGUACAUUGGUUUUGACAGCAAGCCUCACUUCGCAAGUCAUUGCGUGAUGGCCACGAAGGUGAAUGACCAGGAUCACAUACCCGAUAAAUUCAAAACGGCAGAUUUUUCUGCAAACGGCUGUAACGUGAAGCUGAGGAGGGAAAAGUACAUCUUUCAUGGUCAUUUCCAACAAACCAACUGCCGCGGCCCGAAAACGACGGAUGCAUUCAAGGACCAAUGCCAAAAUAUAACCAUGCUACCCAAACUUGGGGAAUGUCAGAUUAUCCACCCAAGAGUUGAGCCAGUAGGAAUGCUGCUUGGCAAUGGGGUGUUUCUCCCGUGUUUUAAGCAGGCGUGCUUUAAUACUAUGGGGGAGAAGUGUAUCUUCCCGGAACUCCCCAAGACGAGUCCUGGGAUAGGAUACAAAGCAAAAUAUGAACACGUCGGUACGAUGUCGGACGAGUCCUCAGCGACAACCGCAGUGUUCCCAGGCAAGCAGUUGGCGCCGAGGGGGUCCAAAGGUAGUUUUAACACUACACUGGUUUGGGAUGCGGUGCUGAGUGUUCUGCCCAGUAUCAUCGCUUUGGGCGAUACCCACAUUCACAUGCUGGACCUGAAAGGACGAAGGAGGCUUUCCCUUCAACGUACACCAUCCAGUUGA
Molecule: messenger RNA, 828 nt
Organism: Cantharellus anzutake
Lineage: Eukaryota; Fungi; Basidiomycota; Agaricomycetes; Cantharellales; Hydnaceae
Exons: 7
Coding region: 1-828 (275 amino acids)
Source: RefSeq, a predicted model, not a curated record